ACAAUCUUAAAAAUGGCUAAAAUUCCUAUGCUCACCUGCAAAGCUUUCAAGGUCUUCAUCUAUCUACUAUUGCUAGCUAUCACUUUCACUUGUGCCCAUUCAGCAAGAGUCCUUGAUGAGGUGGAAGCACAACCGCAAGUCGUUGACGACAUACCUCAAACGGCUGGUCUAGCGGUCCCUGCCGCCACCCCAAGCGGUCCGGAAGACGAAGUUGCUGAUCCACCGCUCCCCGAAGCUCCUGCUGCAGUGGCAGCCCCUGAUGAUGAUGAUGAUGAAGCACCAGUAGCUGCUACUCCUGCAGCACUGAUAGCCGGUCACGGAGCGGCGGCGGCUGCGACAAGUGCCACGACUGGAAACCCCGUGACACAUGAGCCUUCAUUGUCAUUUUUCAUGCAUGACAUCCUAGGUGGAUCGCACCCGUCGGCUAGGGUGGUGACCGGUGUGAUUGCGAACUCGGAGAUCAAUGGAAUACCGUUCUCCAAAACCAACAACGACCUUUUUCCGGUACAAGGCGCCGCCCCACUUCUGACUGGCGGGAACAUUAACGACAUAAACAACUUCAACAACCUUAUUAACCCCAACAACGUGCCUUUCCUAUCAGGCCUAACCGGUGCACAAACCAACGCUGUCCUACAAAACACCGGCAACAACGACAAUGUUCUCAACUCCGGCAACCAACCUUUCGUCACCGCUGGACAGCUCCCACCCGGCACUCUUCUGAGGCUCUUGUUCGGUACCAUAACCGUCAUCGACGAUGAACUAACAGAAGCACACGAGUUAGGGUCAGCUGUGCUAGGCAGGGCACAAGGGUUCUAUUUGGCUAGCUCAUUGGAUGGUAACAGCCAAACCAUUGCCCUGACAGUUCUGUUGCAUGGAGGUGAACACGGUCACACCGAAAUCGAGGAUACCAUUAGUUUCUUUGGAGUACAUCGGACAGUGUCGCCGGAAUCGCAGAUCGCAGUGGUUGGUGGAACCGGGAAGUACGAGCACGCAAAAGGGUACGCCACGGUGGAGACACUUCUUCACCAGGAGGAUCAACACAUAACGGAUGGUGUGGAUACAAUCCUGCAUUUCAAUGUUUACCUGACGAUCACCGAGUGAUGUCGGCGUUGCAGCUGGUCAC
Hibiscus syriacus is the source of this 1123-nucleotide messenger RNA. Its product is annotated as dirigent protein 24-like. The record is from RefSeq and is a predicted model, not a curated record. The transcript has a single exon. The coding region runs from base 13 to 1101 and encodes 362 amino acids. Lineage: Eukaryota; Viridiplantae; Streptophyta; Magnoliopsida; Malvales; Malvaceae.